AUGGCUGGAAUUGAAGAGAAGACCGACAUCCACCACGACGACAUGGCGUCGAUCCACCGUGCUGAGAGUGGCAAGGUUCAGCGCAUCUCGGACAACAACAAGCACCUCAGUCCCGAGCUUGCCGCUGCCCUUGAGACCUGCGCCAUCAGGCCCUGGUCGAGCUCCAGUCUCCACCUCUAUGUCUCUAUUCUCUGCGCUCUCUGCUGCGCUUACGCCAACGGUUACGACGGUUCGCUCAUGACCGCCAUCAACGCCAUGCCUUUCUGGCAGGCACGUUUCGGCCACAUUGGCACAACCGGUACCAUGGUCUCUGUCGUCUUCUCGAUGUACAACGUUGGUUGCUUCAUUGGCGGCUUCCCCGCUGCUUGGAUCACCGACAGGUGGGGUCGUCGCGCUGGUAUGGCUGCCGGAGCCAUCAUCAUCAUCAUCGGCUCCAUCCUCCUUUCUACCUCGAACCACAUCGCCCAGUUCAUUGUCGGCCGUCUGAUCCUUGGUUUCGGCAUUGCAAGUGCCCAGUUGGCCGCUCCUGCAUAUGUCGUGGAGGUCGCGCCGCCACACUGGAAGGGACGUUGCGUUGGUAUCUACAACUGUGGCUGGUACGCCGGUGCCAUUCCUGCUGCUGCGAUUACCUUUGGCUGCAACUACAUCAACUCGGACGCCUCGUGGAUCAUCCCCAUCGUCCUUCAGUGUGCCGCCUGUAUCGUUGUUCUCGGCCUUGUCCCCUUCAUCCCCGAGUCGCCCCGCUACCUCAUGAAGCACGGCAAGGAGGAGCAGGCCCUUGCCAUCCUCGCCAAAUUCCACGGUGGAGGUGACCCUAACAACGCCCUGGUUCAACUCGAGAUGGAGGAAAUGAGGGCCGCUGCCGCCCUCGACGAGGCCAACAACACUGAGGCCUGGUGGGACUACCGUCCCCUGUUCGCUACCAAGAGCAACGCAUGGCGCAUGUUCUCUGGUAACGGUCUUGCCUACUUUGCCACUGUCAUCUUUGAGCAGAUUGGUGUCACUUCGGUCACUGCCCAGCUCGGCUACAACCUCAUGUACUCGGCCCUCGCCGUUGUUGGCGCUCUUACUGGCGCCGUCCUCACCGACCGCAUGAAGCGUCGCUACGUCCUGACGUUUGGUACUGCAGUCCUCUCGAUCACGCUCGCCGUAUUUGUUGGCCUCACCUCGGUUAUCCAGAAGGCCGUCGACAAGGAUGAGCCGAUCAACGCUGCCGUCGGCAAGGGUGCCAUCGCUGUCUACAUCCUCUUUGGUGUCUUCUGUGCUUUCGUGUACACCCCUCUCCAGGCUACCGUCACUGUGGAGCACCUCUCCACCAGCAUGCGUGCUAAGGGUCUUGCGCUCUGCAACGUCGUCUCGCAGGCCAUGGGCUUCAUCAACCUCUUCGCCGGUCCUAUCGCCCUCGCCAACAUCGGCUACUACUAUGUCAUGUUCUUCAUCUUCUGGGACCUCGUCGAGGCUCUCUGCUGGUGGUUCUUCGGUGUCGAAGCCCAGGGUCGUUCCCUCGAGGAGCUCGACUGGGUCUACGAGCAGCCCAACCCCAUUGCUGCUUCCAAGAAGCUUGGAUAA
Messenger RNA from Apiotrichum porosum, 1569 nucleotides. RefSeq lists its product as uncharacterized. Gene Ontology annotation, molecular function: carbohydrate:proton symporter activity. Gene Ontology annotation, cellular component: membrane. The record is from RefSeq and is a predicted model, not a curated record. The transcript has 8 exons. Gene Ontology annotation, biological process: transmembrane transport; carbohydrate transport. The coding region runs from base 1 to 1569 and encodes 522 amino acids. NCBI's taxonomy places the organism in Eukaryota, Fungi, Basidiomycota, Tremellomycetes, Trichosporonales, Trichosporonaceae.